Messenger RNA from Chrysemys picta bellii (western painted turtle), 1083 nucleotides. RefSeq names its product cryptic protein-like. The record is from RefSeq and is a predicted model, not a curated record. Gene Ontology annotation, biological process: determination of left/right symmetry; blood vessel development; nodal signaling pathway. Lineage: Eukaryota; Metazoa; Chordata; Testudines; Emydidae. Gene Ontology annotation, molecular function: nodal binding; activin receptor binding. Gene Ontology annotation, cellular component: extracellular region; cell surface.
GUCAAGUGAGGAGGUGGGAGGAGAGAGUAGGAAGGUGCUAAUUGUAAGUGACCUCCUGCAGGGAGCCAGGGAAUACAUACAGUGUCAACUCAGUGUUAAAGCUCAGGGGGAUAAGCAUUACCCUGUGAGCUGAGGUGUGCAGGGAGUAGCUUUAGUCUGCCUUCUGUCAGAAAGAGUUCUUCAUUGUGUGGACUGUGGUGUGAAAAAUACAUCAGAGGGAUUUCAGGUGUAAGGAAAGGAAAGAAAUACAGACUGACCUGAGGAAAAAUGCUGCUUAUUAGGUGUCUUUUAAGCUUGGCACUAUCUUUACAAGUAAUCCAAUUUGGAAAUGGCUGUGAGGGGGAGAACCGUGAUGAUAACCCAGACCAGAAAAAUCCAAACACUUCCUUAACCACCUUUAAUGAUAUAAAUAAUCUCAAUUCUGAGAGGAGAAGGAGGAACCCCUCUGAAGUCUUACCUUUCAUUGGGCUUACAGAUGCCAGAAAACUGAACAGAAGCUGCUGUCAGAAUGGAGGGACCUGUUUCCUGGGGAGUUUUUGCAUAUGUCCAAAACACUUUACUGGCAGAUACUGUGAACGUGAUAAACGGAUCAGUAGCUGUGGUGCCAUUGGCCAUGGAGAGUGGACCCAAGAAGGAUGUUUAUUCUGCCAAUGUGUUUAUGGGAUUCUGCACUGUUUCCCUCAAAACCAGGAAGAUGGUUGUGGUCCUACAAAGAAAAACAUGCCUGCUUGGAUUCAUCUUGGAAUGAUUUCUGAAGGACCAAAACUUCAACAGACAACAAACAUCCUUAUAGUUUCAUUACUGUUUCCUCUGCUUUGUCAGCUCCUCUAAUGAGUAACAAAGAUAAGAAGCAAGAAAGGUAGUUACUUUAACAAUGAGAAAGUAACAUGAAUAUGAAGUCUUUUGUUUUAUCUUUAAUUGUAUAAUGGCAAACAGCAGGAACUGAUUAUCUGCACUUGAUAUUAGUGUUUCCUGGGUGCCAACUGACUGCUUUAUUAGGUGGGUGGUUAGGAAAAGAACAGAAUUUUUAUUUUAUCCUACAACAAAUCCAUCUAUUCCUGUGCAUUAAAACAGGGGCUAUAA